Seminavis robusta is the source of this 936-nucleotide messenger RNA. Lineage: Eukaryota; Bacillariophyta; Bacillariophyceae; Naviculales; Naviculaceae. The record is from the annotation of a GenBank genome assembly.
AUGGUGGACGAUGAGUGCAGCAACCUGACCUGCUCCGACGUGGAGGACAAUGUAAAGCAUACGUUGACUAGUAAGACGCGUUCCAUGAGCCAUGACAGUCUGAGAGUCAGUCAUCAUGACGAUGAGGAGGAAUGUCGUCGCCGCAGCAGCAAUGACAGUAGCGAUGACGACGACUCUCAUUGUGAAGAUGAUGGAUCGGAUGAUGAUGAUUCUGCGGAAACCAUUGCCUUGUUUGGUGUGGAUGGUCGAACGGGGCAUCACUUUCUUCGAUUGGCAUUGGAUGCUGGCUACAAAGUCCGUGCGUUGGUGACACCCACCACCAAAUUGGAAGGACAGGCAGAGUUUGAAGAUUUGCACACGGUGUUUGGCACGGUGAAUGAACAUGCCAAAAUCCAGGAAGUAGUGUACAGUUCUACCUAUGUGGUGUGUAUGGUGGGAGAAACCGCCUUGGCCAACGCCACUCAAUCAUCCGGUGGCGGCUAUCCCAAGGAAUAUAUGUUGCAGUUUGUCAAGACGUUGUUUCGUGUCAUGGGCAAACAGGAUGAUCCUCCCAUCAAAGGGUUUCUCUUUCAGGCGACGUCUCUAGCCAAAAAUCAAUGGGGGGAACUGCCGGCGUUGUCUGCUCAUAUCCGUAACUAUUGGAUUCGACGCCGCACCCUCCAAUACUUGCAAGACCUGGAUGGUGUGAUUCAGUACAUUCAUUCUCAGAGCUGGGGUGCUGAUGCUGAUGAUGAUAAGGUUGCCUUUCCAUACAUUAUCACACGCCCCACUUCCUUUCUCCGAGAUGGAAGAUCCACCAAAAAGCUACAGGCAUCCAAGUCGCAACCUGGCUUUUUCCCGUAUUGCAAUGCAGAUCUGGCUGAAUUUACGUUGAAUGCUCUCAAGAUGCCCAAGCUCUACAACACCUGUCGCUAUGUUGUCGGGGAUGGUUGCUAG